AUGAAACUUCAACAAAUCUAUCAUUCAUUCUUAUGGAAAAUUAAAAAAAAAAAUUUUUUUCCAAAUUUUAUUGAUCAACAAUUAUUUUUGAGUUGCCUUAGUGAAUUUAUUGGUACAUUGAUAUUAAUGAUUAUUGGAUUAGGUAAUAUGUUACAUAAUACUACUAAUAAUAGUAAUGAUAUAUCCAUUGGAUGGUCUAUAGGAUAUAUAUUAUCACAUAUUAUAACUAAUCCUAUAGGUUAUAAUAGUAUCAUGAAUCCAUCGAUAACAAUGGCAUUAGCUAUCAUUCAUCAAUUACCAUUUCAUUAUAUAAUACCAUUUACUAUGAUACAAUUCAUUAGUUCAUUAUUAUCCAGUUUGAUCAUAUAUUUUAUAUAUUAUAAAAAUAUGAUUAAUACUACUAUUACUACAACUACCAAUACUACUACUACUACUAAUUUUGCUACUACUAAUUAUACUACUGAAUUCGAUUAUAGUAAUAUAAUUUUAUUGAAUCAAUUUAUUACCACACCAUCUGUAUCUCAUUAUAUCUGUUUUAUAGAUCGUUUAUUAUUAAGUAUGAUUACAAUUAUAUUUAUAUUAAUAAUACGUGAUAAAAGAAGAAAUAAUAAUAAUCAUAAUAAAAUUAAAAAAAAUUAUCAAAUUAUUUAUAUUGCAUUAUAUACAAUUGGACGAAUUAGUUCCUUGUCAAUGAAUGCUGGUACAUCCAUUAAUCCAAUACGUGAUUUAGGGCCAAGAAUAAUUAUUGCAUCAUUUGAAUUAGGUUUAGAUGCAUUCAAAAAAGAUCAUUAUUAUUUUUGGAUUCCAAUUGUAGCACCAUAUAUUGGUUGUAUUAUUGGUGCAUUACUUUAUGAAUUAUUAAUUGGUACUUAUUUAAAUCAAAAAGUAAUGAAUAAAUUACAAAAAACUAUAGAAAUAUCAUCAUCAUCAACAUCCCAAUCACCAUCAUUGUCAUCAUCAUCCAGAUCAUCGUCAUCAUAA
Schistosoma rodhaini is the source of this 981-nucleotide messenger RNA. The record is from the annotation of a GenBank genome assembly. NCBI's taxonomy places the organism in Eukaryota, Metazoa, Platyhelminthes, Trematoda, Strigeidida, Schistosomatidae.